Culex pipiens pallens (northern house mosquito) is the source of this 5223-nucleotide messenger RNA. RefSeq names its product adapter molecule Crk (gene Crk). NCBI's taxonomy places the organism in Eukaryota, Metazoa, Arthropoda, Insecta, Diptera, Culicidae. The coding region runs from base 437 to 1312 and encodes 291 amino acids. Gene Ontology annotation, molecular function: protein binding. The transcript has 3 exons. The record is from RefSeq and is a predicted model, not a curated record.
UUGUAUCGCUCCUCGUACUCUCUUGCUAGCUCUGUUCGUCGUCGUCGUCGCGUAUCCGCCUCAAUUGAUUAAUAUAAUUUUUGGUCUUCGCAAAAGCCGCGGUGUGAAAAGUGGUUCCAGAUUCCGGAUUGUGCAUGCUAGUGAGUGUGUUGGGUGUGUGCCACCAGCUGCCGGGGACGAAGCGUGCGGAUUGUAUUCGUCGGUUGUUGUUCCGACUGGUUCCAUUCCGCCCCGAACUCGAAUGAUGGCGUAACGGGGAAUCUGCGCUGGAUGCUGCUGCUGCUGCUGGUUUGAUAUCUUCGGAUUAUUCUGUCACCUCUACUGGCCAGGGAGCGGGUUUCACAUUUACUGGAGCAUCUUUUAUUUUCGGAGGGUGAGGGCAUAUUCUGACUUUUAUUGGACUCGUUAAAGUGUAAGUGGUAAGAACGAGUUCAGGAUGUCCACCUUCGACGUGUACGAUCGGGCAGCCUGGUACUUUGGGUCGAUGAACCGCCAGGACGCGACAGAUUUGCUGAUGAACGAGCGCGAAAGUGGGGUGUUUCUGGUCCGGGACAGCACGACCAUCGUCGGCGAUUACGUGCUGUGUGUGCGCGAGGACUCGAAAGUUAGCCAUUACAUUAUCAACAAACUUCCGUCGGACGACGGGUGUUUCGUGUUCCGGAUCGGGGACCAGACGUUUGCCGAUUUGCCAGAUUUGCUGACGUUCUACAAGUUGCACUAUUUGGACACGACGCCGCUGCGGAGACCGGCGAUCCGGCGCUGCGAGAAGGUGAUAGGAAAGUUUGACUUUGAGGGCAGCGAUCCGGACGAUUUGCCCUUCAAGAAGGGUGAAAUACUGGAGAUUCUCAACAAGGACGAAGAGCAGUGGUGGACGGCGAGGAAUGGACGCGGCCAGGCGGGUCAGAUUCCGGUACCGUACGUGACCCGGUACGAGGACAACAUCCUGGACAGGCCACCAAAUGCGACGGGAGGAGGAGGAGGCGGCGGUGGCGGUGGAGGAGCCGGUCCAAAUGUCCACCAUCACGCGCCACCCUCCGGAAUGCACAACCACCAUCACCAGUCGGAGAAUUCGAACAUUUUCCGAUCGAACCUGAACCGACAGCUGCCGGCGCUGGCCCGGGUCAAGCAGGAGCGCGUUCCGAACGCGUACGACGAGACGGCGCUGAAGCUGAACGUGGGCGACGUCAUCAAGGUCAUCAAGACGAACAUCAACGGGCAGUGGGAGGGCGAACUGCGCGGCAAGGUAGGUCACUUUCCCUUUACCCACGUGGAGUUUAUCGACGACGAUGUCCACGGAUGGAGCGGACACUAGGCGCGGGAGGGCGUGUUAGGAUUCUUUUUUGUUUUCUUCUUUGUGUAGUUUUUCUCUUUUCUUUUCACAUUGAGUGAGGAAUUUAUUUAAUUGUACAGAUUAUUUUAUAUGCGUAUCGUGUAGGAUGUAUGUUUCAAGUCAUUUAUAUUUUAUGUUUAAUGUUUAGUAAGUGAGAACAAUAGGCAGCCGAUGUAAACGCGGGGGCAGGUGUAUAGAAAGAGUUAAGAUAUAUAUAAAAAAAACAGAAACCAUUCUAAACUGACAAGAUUGUGAAACACCCAAAUUAUUAUAUUAUAAUAAUGGAUAAAACUACAAAAUAUAUAUAUUUAUCAGUCGCGCCAAACACACAAGGUUAAACUGCCGCCAAAAACAACGAUUCCAUCAAAUGAAGGUAUAAAUUUACUCGGCAUCCGGACGGACAGUGGUAGCGUUAACAAGACAGACAAGUCAUAAUUCGCGUGAAUAUUAGCUUAAAAGUGUCUUACCGAUCGGUUUGGGUUUAAUCCGGGAGUCGUCGGUUAGGGUUUUGUGGGCACAAAUCAAUAAAACAACUUUUUUUUGUAUGAAAUUCAGUUUCGUGGAAUUGAUCAAAGUAAGCCAAUUUAAAUUAUAGUCAUAUUGUGGAGUCUAUCCGGGCAGACGGUAAUAACAAAAUUCAUGCCAUUUCAAUAACAACCAUCCACAAACCACGUGGACACCUUAGUUGGCGAUUGUCCACGCUCCAUACAAACAAGAUUUUAUUUGUAUGGAAAUUGUCCACGAUGGGGGCGGGGAUUUCAAAAAAAAAAAAAAAGAGUUGAAUAACAGUUUAUGUUAUCAUAACUAAAUUUGUUAUUGGUCUGAUAAUGGUUGACAACAAAAACAACUUGGGAAUUACAUUAUUUGUUAUGGAAGAAUGUCUCCAAAUAUUAUUGGGAUGGUCGGAUAAGUUGUUAAAAUAACAAAAAAUAAUAACAAAGAUUUGUUCGAAGAAUAACAUAAAAUGUUAUUAGUUUGUUAUUACAAUAACAAUCCAAUAACAAAAAAAUCUUUACGGCGAAUAACAAAACUUGUGAUUAAUAACAUAAAAUGUUAUUGGCCUAGUAUUUUCAAAUAUCAAAAAAAUUUAUUCCAAAUUUAUUUCCGUCUGCUCGGGUACCAAUCAAAACUCGAAAGAGUUUUAAUGAGCACACAGUGGGGGAUUUGACCGGCAGUUAAGUUAUGGGAAAGUAACGUUUGUCUACUAUCGACAAAUUACGACUGAUGAUGUAAAUCUCGGUAUGUGUUCGAAGCUUGUUUACAAAAAUUCAAAUGUUCAAACAUGUCAAUAAUUUAAAAUUCAAAAGUAUACAAAUUCAAAUGUUUCAAAUUUAAAAAUUUGGGAAUUCAAACGAUCAAUUCUAAAAAUUUUUUUUUAGAAAAAUCUAUUUUUUUCAAUCUAAAACUUCUAAAUUUAAAUCUGAAAAAAAUCUUAAUUCAAAAAAUAUAGAGAGUUACUAAAAGUAUGUCUGUAAUUGACGGUUGUACUAUUAAUGAAGUGCAGAUACGGUUACAGCUCAUGGCUUGCUUCGAUCUUCUACUUCAACACUCCCCCUGAAGAUGCUGUCCAUUGAACUCCGGUUCUCUGCCAGCUUCGUCCUCUGCAACGGCUUCGUGGGACCUUCGGAAAUCUGGUUGUCCGUGCUCACGUACUCCAACUUCACCACACCUUGUUCCAGGAUCUAGUGGUGCCGGAUGUCGAUCGGUUUAGUGAAUCCGAACUGGCCGCUGAGUUGCUUUUUAAGCGUGUUCGUCUUCGAGAUGUUGCUGAAGAUCAUCAGGUCGUCGACGUAACUGGCCACGAUCAGGAUGUUGCCAUCGUUCUUGCUUAGGUAGACGCACGGAUCGUACUUCGUCGGGGCUAGUCUGAACUUCUUCAAAGCUGCGUCCAGCUUCUGGUGUUAGACUGUACUCGACUGCUUGAGCUCAUACAGCGGCUUUUUUAGUUUGGAUGCUGCUCCAUGUAGAUUUCCUCGCCGAGGUUCUCUUGGAGGAAGGCAGCUGGGGCGUCCAUUUGAUCCACAGCCAGGUCGUGUUUCGCGGCCAGGGCAAACAGUUACCGCAGCGAACUAUCGAACGACCGGGGAGUAAGUUUUUUGAAUACCCACUUGAACUUGAUGGCUUCCCGUCCCCUCGGCAUCUCGGCGAGCGUCCACGUGUUGUUGUCGACCCUGGAACUCCUCUUGCAUGGCUCGUUUCCAGCAGUCACGGCCGUCGUAACAAAGUGCUGUCACAAUCCCUGCGAAUUAUGGCAACUUUUCCGGAUCUCUUCCGGAAAAGAUCCGGCAGCUGUUUUGUAAGGUUUGACGUUUUCGGUGGGACAAAUGAAAACAAAUCACUUUGCGCGUCAGCCUACAAAAAAACUGCAAAUGCUUACUUUGAUCGAUUCAACUUGAUGCUGCAUUCUUUAGAUGAGCUACCAUGCGUCUCCAUCGAAAUGUUUGCUACCAACUGUUUCAAUGGAGACGCGUGGUGAUUCGACAUUUGUAAUGCAUUUUAGUUUCUUGUAAUCUUUUAAGAAAGGGUUUCCAAAUUCCACAGCCAAAACAAACAAAUAAGUAAACUAACCGAAACAAAAACAAAUCGAAGCAAUGGGUCCAUGUAGGUGAAUGUAAAAUCUUCGCAAACCCGCUAGACAUUUCGCAGCUUUUCUCCCAAAAUACGGCGAUAUCUCACAACCCUUCAGUUACGCGACUAUUUUUGGAGUUUUUUUUAAACCUACAUCGUAACGAUUGUAGAAACAGCGACAGACAACAACAGAGUAAAUAAUAUUUAAAUAAUCCAGGGAACUUCUGCAAGUGUGUGUAUAAAUGAAAGGUACAGGAUAUAUAUUUUUUAACUCAGAUUUUUUGCCCCUCACGUUUGACGAACGUGUGUUUUCCCCAAACUUAGGUGAAAGGUCCUAAAAACAAAGAUGGAAGUAUAUUUUUGUUUCAUGCGUUCAAAUCAAUUAUAUAUUUUUGUGUACAUUUUCCAAACUGAUGUUAGUUAGAGUUUUGUAACAACUUGUAACACUCUUAUAACCGUAAUAAAAUGAGAAAAAAAAAAACACUCGAUAAAACCCCACGUUUGCCAAUGAAAAGAACUACUAAACAACUACUAACGUUGACGCAAAGAAAAGGUAACAAUUAUUAAUGUGCAAUAAACAGAAAAAAAAACUCAAAAUCAUGCGAAACCCACGACACAACCAAUAACUAAUAAAACUGCAAAUACAAACAAGCAAGAAGAAUAAAUGAAGUAGAGUGUAAGUUUUGUGCAAAGGCUGAUUCGAUCUGUAUGAUGAAAUUAACAAAAAAAAACUUUAAUUUAAACAAGCGCGUUAAAUUUAUCCUUCAAAACAAGCAAAAUAAGAAUUUCUGGAGGCGCCAGGCGAAAACCAUACGAAACAAACAAUCACAAACACACCAGAGAGAUUCAAAAUAGCGUUGUCGUUCACAUGUUGGAAACAAUUAAAACUAACAAAAAUCGAGAUAAUAUAAAAAAAUGCAGAAACAUACUCUGUCAAUAGUGUAGCGAAACGAACAUUCAGGAAAAUAAAAUCAGUAAUAAGAUGAAGAAGAAAAAAACGAUAUAUUUGUAGCUUGUAACCUUUUUUUAGUUUAUGCUCCACGUAUAAAAUUAUUGCUCGAUAUAUAGAAGCUUUAUUUGAGAAGAAAGUCCCAGAAUCGGAGUAAAGAGAGCAAGUAAUAUCAGAGCUGUUCGACACAGUGAACGCGGACAAUGUGGAAUAGAUUAGUCAGUAAUGUGAAGUAUAGCAAAGAAGAAAAAAUAGGGAGAGAGGUGAAAAUUUAUUCAAUCUUCGUGUUUGUAUAAAAAGAAAAUUCCAGUUUAUGAAAAAAGAAAAAAAAAAACAAUGAAAUCAUUCAAAAAUUAGGGAGCGUUUGCGACAAGCA